AUGCUCGGAACCGGUUGUGAACAUGCGUUCUUCUUGUCUGCUGAGGAGUGCAUAACCGCAGGAUAUCUCCAGUCGUUACAUCCAAAUGUCACGGAAUAUUGCUCCGACCGGUAUUUCGGUUCCAAGUUCGUCACAGUUGUUGCGAGUGGAGACGAACAGGAACAAGUGAACUUCCAUGGGUACCAGGUUUCAAACCAAUGCACUGCUUUGGUUGAGGCCCAGCUUCUCUGUCCAACGAAUCAUCCUGAAUUGGCAUACAUACGAGAGAAACCACUCACAGAAUCACAGUACUUGACGGAUGUUCAGUUCACUGAGAAAAACCAAUAUGGUGCAGAAGUUCUCAAAGAUGCUCGACCGUUGCCAGUGGAAUUUCUUCUGGUUUGGUUGCGUAACCGACUGGAAGUGCCCAAAGAGCCACAGAUACACGUUCAUCCGCCACCUCCACCUGUGGCUCGUUUCAACAUCGAAAACAGGGACUCCAUGGGUACCACACAGGGUGGUGCUAAUUUGAGUGCCUACUGUGCCGAGUACUCUCUCAAUCAAUUCCUCGAAGAAGCCACAAACUUCCACUUCUUGCUGUACCUCAUGACUAAUAAUCUUGUGCAGUUCAGCGAGAUUGAAAUGCAGGUGAUUUGUACCGCGGUGUGCAACCAGGAUCGAGAAGCGGCAAUCGAAUGGGCUCGAGAAACAGUCAAUUGGCAACAACUUGUCGCGCUGUGUCAUGAGCAAGGGCGUAGUCAUGAAUCAGCUGUCACGACGACGUGGUCUUGUAAGCAUUGCACAUUCGAGAACACAGAGCAACGUCCGGACUGCUCUAUGUGCGGCCUUCCAGCGGGAAACGCUUAG
Cooperia oncophora is the source of this 846-nucleotide messenger RNA. The record is from the annotation of a GenBank genome assembly. NCBI's taxonomy places the organism in Eukaryota, Metazoa, Nematoda, Chromadorea, Rhabditida, Trichostrongylidae.